AUGGGACUCAGCUCACUCGUCGGUGCCGUCACGGGCAAGCAAUCGGCGCCCAUGAACCUCGCCGCAGUGACCCCCCCGAUCGGGCUCAAUCCCCACUUCAUCAAACCAACCCCGGUUGUGCUCGUGAUGGCCGAGAGCCGCAUGUCGUUCUCCGGCGAUGACUUCACCAUCAAGGACAGUGAGUUGUUGACAAUCGACUGUCCCCUACCCCGUGACUGCUGUUGCCGCUCCCCGCCGCUCCCCGCCGCUCCCCGCUCCCCUCACAAGACUAACGCCCAGACGAUUCUCUGUGCUCGUUCCAGGCAAUGGCGUUCAUGUGCUCAAGUGUAGUGGGCGUGCCAUGAGCUUCAAGGACAAGAAAGGUGGGUCUGAUCGCUUGCCUACAUGCACUUGCUAUUGAACAGCUGGACUGACGUAAAAUUUACUGUUCCGCGUGUGACCUCUUCGGACUGUGAUACGGCUCGCAAUAUCUCAAUCGCAACAGACUUCAAGGACCCUCAAAACAACUUCUUGUUCAGCCUGCGCGAAAAGACGAUGGCGAUUCACAAGACGCAGUUGAUCGAGGACGGAUCGGGCAAGGACUUGUGCAAGCUCGUCAAGAAGAUCAGCAUCGGCGGAUCAAAGUACAUCGCCGAGUUCAAUAAUCUCGUCGGCGACGGCCGGCCGGUCGAGCUCAAGUGCCGGGGCAACCUGUUGGGCGGCGCGGCCGACAUCCUCUACAACGACCGCGUGGUGGUGCAGAUCUCGCGUCAGAUGUUGAACAUGCGCGAGGCAAUGGGGGGCAAGCAGACGUACUAUACAACCGUCGCCCCCGGCUUUGAUGUCUCGCUCGCCGCGGCGUUGACGAUCGCUUGGGACGAGUUUGAGCAUGACGAGAAGUGA
Molecule: messenger RNA, 882 nt
Organism: Microbotryum saponariae
Lineage: Eukaryota; Fungi; Basidiomycota; Microbotryomycetes; Microbotryales; Microbotryaceae
Source: the annotation of a GenBank genome assembly